Molecule: messenger RNA, 1555 nt
Organism: Nyctereutes procyonoides (raccoon dog)
Lineage: Eukaryota; Metazoa; Chordata; Mammalia; Carnivora; Canidae
Gene: ALG14
Product: ALG14 UDP-N-acetylglucosaminyltransferase subunit
Exons: 4
Coding region: 48-698 (216 amino acids)
Biological process (GO): dolichol-linked oligosaccharide biosynthetic process
Cellular component (GO): UDP-N-acetylglucosamine transferase complex
Source: RefSeq, a predicted model, not a curated record
GAACUUUGACCGCGGCUGAGGGUGGUGCGCAUGCGCCCUGUCUCCGCAUGGCGAGCGUCCUUGUCCUGGCGGCGGCGGGAGCUGCGGGGGCCGCGCUGCUGGCGCUGCGGCUGUGGGUAGUGCUCCGUUGUCGCGCCCCCGGGCCGCGUCGGUCUCUCAGUCUCUUGGUGGUGGCUGGGUCCGGUGGGCACACCACUGAGAUCCUGCGGCUGCUUGAGAAGCUAUCCAAUGCUUACUCUCCUAGACAUUAUAUCAUUGCUGAUACUGAUGAAAUGAGUGCCCAUAAAAUAAAUUCUUUUGAACUAAACCGAGCUGAUAGAGACCCCAAUACCAUGUUUCCUGAGUACUAUAUUCACCGCAUUCCCAGAAGCCGUGAGGUUCGGCAGUCCUGGCUCUCCACAGUGGUCACCACCUUGUACUCCAUGUGGCUCUCCUUUCCCCUGACUCACAGAGUGAAGCCAGAUUUGGUGUUGUGUAAUGGACCAGGAACAUGUGUUCCUAUCUGCAUAUCUGCCCUUCUCCUUGGGAUACUAGGAAUAAAGAAAGUGAUCAUUGUCUAUGUUGAAAGCAUCUGCCGAGUAGAACAUUUAUCCCUGUCCGGAAAGAUUCUGUUUCACCUCUCCGAUUACUUCAUUGUUCAGUGGCCGGCUCUGAAGGAGAAGUACCCCAAGUCUGUGUACCUCGGGCGAAUUGUUUGACAAAUGAUAGCUUCUCUGGAAUUUUGCAGUCAACCAUAUUUAUUAUAAAUGGAGUAGAAAAUACUACACGUUUUAUUGUAAAGGCUUCUGAAGAUCCUGAGAAUUAUUGGUGGUGAAGAGUAAAAAAAUGUAUAAAUAACCCAGUAAGGAAACCGAAGGUGCUCUUACGAAACAAACAUUAAGGAGUCUCUGGGUGGCUCAGCUGGUUAAGAGUCAGACUCAGGUUGUGAUCUCAGGGUCAUGAGAUCGAGCCCCACGUCAGGCCACCCCGCUCAGCAUGGAGCAUGCUGGAGAUUCUCUCUCCCUCCCCCCUACCCCCCCCCCACACACACGUGUACUCCCGCUCUCUCAAAAAAAUAAAUAAAAUCUUUUUAAAAAUAAAAUAAAAAUAAAACAAACAUUAAUACGCCAUUAAGUAUUUAAGCUUCCGUGCACCAAAUUUCUUUUCUUUUGUAUCACUACCUACAAGUUAUCUUCUGACUUGUUUUAGUAGUAUUUUUCCUACAACUAAAUAUAGAAUUAGUAUGAUUAGUAACAUUUCCUGUUCUGCAACUCUUUUUUAUUUUACAAUAUUUUGCCUAGUAAAAAGAAAAAAGAUAUUUCUUAGUUUUUGUUCCGAUACAGCAGGCUCUGUUUCCUGUAUGGAAGCAGUAAAGUCCCUAGUGAAUCCCUUCAGCAUAUAUCACAUGGGCUUCAUGACAAGUUGUACUCCGCAGGCUUCCAGAACCUUGAGCAUGAACCAGUAUCCUUUUUUGUUCUUCGGUUUUGCUUUGUGAGUCGUUGUUCUCAAUCCAGAAGACCUUUUGAAAUCUCUUGUUUGUUAAAAUAAAUUAAAAGGUGACCAACUGUUCUAGUAA